This is a messenger RNA of Xiphophorus hellerii (green swordtail), 3765 nucleotides long. RefSeq names its product testis-expressed protein 2-like. The record is from RefSeq and is a predicted model, not a curated record. Gene Ontology annotation, molecular function: lipid binding. The coding region runs from base 478 to 3390 and encodes 970 amino acids. Gene Ontology annotation, cellular component: endoplasmic reticulum. The transcript is spliced from 12 exons. Lineage: Eukaryota; Metazoa; Chordata; Actinopteri; Cyprinodontiformes; Poeciliidae.
GAGGAGGAGGAGGAGUUGCCGCCGCCGCCGCUCGCAUCUAAUCUGGAUUAAAGAGUCCUCUCUGCGGUCAGGAUUCCCUGUAAUGGUUUCAUGAUGAACCGAACUGGCCUGACGCUUCAUGCAGUCAGCAGCGAUGCUUAAACGGCGGCGGGUUGAAUAAUUUUAAUUAAAUGUGAGUGAAUUUUUGAGACGAGGAGGACCUCUGGGGCAGUAAAGUUGCUUGAAUAAUUGUUGGUUCAUAGAUGGAUGGAUACCGACGCGUAGCAGCAGCAACACACACUGCGCUCUGCAGCAGCAGGCGGGCUGAACACUGCAGACCCACGCUUCAUGCACGCUUCUGCAUUUCACGAUGAGAGCAUCGUUACCGAAUAAACAACGCCAUCUUCUUAAGCAUGUCACAAUCAGGUACGUCUGGAUAAACUGCAGCUAGGCCUACAGUUUCACAUUCAUGACAUUAGCUCCUGGUUUAUAUUCAUCAUGGAAGAGAGCAAGCUUAUCUUCAGCCUGGACCACCGUGAUGAAGGUCCCUCUGUUGUUUUUUCCAAAGACAAACUGCAAACCCUGGAUUGCCAGCAUGACCUCAGUUUAAGGAUGAAUCUAGACCUGAACCAAAGCCACCACCCCCAGCCUCUCUACCUGCCGCACUCUCCUUCAUCUCCAGGUUCUUUAACCGAUUUAACAUCAGCAUCAGCAGACCUCCUCAUCUCAACUGGCUUGGUCAAAUCCUCCUCCACAGACCUGAAGCCAAAGGAAAGCAGCACCCUGAGAGGUAAGCCCCUCCUCAGCCUAGUCAAGUCCCUCAGUACAGAAAUCUCCCGCCGGGGUGAGCCUGAUGACAGUCUGUCAAAGUCGGACUCCAAGCUGCAUCUGCAUCCCUGGAAGCAAGUUACUCAUCCAAAGAUGCCAGAAUGUGGGCCUGUAUCAGGGGUGUUGAGCGAAAAUGAGGACUGGGCAUCCCCCCGGUCUGCCGGCAGCAUGUCUCCCACUGAACCCCGGGGCAGUUCCCUGAUAGCUGAACUGGAGGACACCAGGAGGAGGUUUUCAGAGGCCAUGCAGGAUCCAUUAAGCAUGCUGAGUAAGAUCAUGGGGGAUGAGAGCUCUGGAAGCCCCAAGCAGGGCAGAGCAUCUGGUACAGGAGACUCAUCAGCCUCCCAGGGAAGCAGUGAAAGAGACGGGUGCAGUGAAGAUUUAGACCUCAGGUGUAGAAAGAGAACGGACAGUGAGAACAGAGCUCUGUGUGACACUCCACUCAAAAGACUCCAAGAAGAUCAAUUGAUGCAAUCUUCAGUCUUCCCAAAACAAAACAUGCAAAGCCGAGACAAGCAUCUAGAAAUCUGCACCUAUGGGGAUGUAAUGGAGCUUCAGACGAGAUCCACAGGGAAAUAUCCCAAAACGAACCUCCAUUCUCAAGUCUCUGUAUCAGGAACAUCAUUGCCUUUUUACUGGCUCAUCCCCAUAGGUCUACUGGCUUACGGACUCUUUGUUCUCCCUCUGCCACCAUACUUUGCCGGUCUGUCCAUGGGGAUUGCAUGUGGCUUUAUAUUGGGCUUAGUGGUGGUCUUCGUGUUUGCCCCCCGACGUGUCCGCAGCAGAAACAAACAGGGGUCUCAAGGCAAGUCCACUCCCAUGAACGUGGAUCUGCUGGAUGGAAAGUCCAUGGACACAGAAAUCAUUAAGGGCUGGAUGAAUGAGGCGCACAGCUAUGAUCCUGACACCUUCCACCCCUCCAUACUGCACUCAGUUUAUGUGACGCUGGAUGGGAGCAGGCUUCACUUGGCAAACCCCCGUGCCAGCAUCCCCCGGUGGGCAGCUUUUGAUGAGCCACUCCAUGAAGCCGUGUUUUUGCACAGCCGUACUUACCAGCUGGCUAACAGCAAGGUGUCUCUGGUGCCUCCCGGUUUAGCUCGUAAGAGGGUUUGGAACAAGAAAUACCCCAUCUGCAUCACUCUGGCUGAGGAGGAGCUGGAGGUAGAGAGUCUAUUGGAAGGGCAGGAGGAGGGUGAAACAGCAGAGAAACCCAGCAUCCCUAGCCAUCGGUCUCCUGCCACUCUGUACCUAUUUGGCCGCACAGGAAGAGAGAAAGAGGAAUGGUUUCAGCACCUUCUGUCUGCUUCAAAGGCUGAACCCCAAAGUGAAUCGAGCCCAGAGGAGAACACAGAAGCACAGACUGGCGGAGAGGCUGUUAAGGAAGCCCCAGAAGAGUUCGCCGACUUGUCAAUGAAAACAAGAACGCUGCUGGAGUACAGCACCUACAUGAUGCAGCUGAUUGGCUCAGACAGAAAUAGUCCUGUUCUCAGCCCCAGCUGCAGUGACAAAGGAAGCCCCUCAGCUGGCAAAAAGAUUUCCACUGAAGAUUGUGUUUCUGGGAGUGAAGCCGGAGAGGACAUCGGGCCGGUCACUGAGUCGGGUGGAUGCUCCACAGACAGCCAGUCUGCAUGGAUAAAUUCUCUGGUGGGGAGGAUUUUCUGGGACUUUCUCAGAGAAAAAUACUGGGCUGAUCAAGUGGCUCACAAAAUCCAGAAGAAACUCAGUAAGAUCAAGUUGCCUUACUUCAUGAAUGAGUUGACCCUGGCUGAUCUGGACAUGGGAAGCUGCCUUCCUCAGGUCCUAACCACAUCAACACCUACACUGGACCGCAGAGGUUUGUGGCUGGACGUGGAGUUAGUGUACACAGGCUGCCUUCAGAUGACCCUGGAGACUAAGAUGAACCUGUGUAAGCUGGGUAAAGAGGGAGAGGCUGAAGCUCACAGCAUUCCCGAGAACCUGCAAAUGGGCUCUAAGCCGAGGCUGUGUAUACUAGCAGAUAGCGACGAAGAGUCCUCCAGUGCUGGGUCUUCUGACGAAGAGGAAAUACCCCCAUUUGAUCCACAGAGUUCACUGGGUGAUAAGAACACUCCUGCAGCGACUGAUGGGCACGCAGGUGGUAGUACAGGCAGGAAAAUCCUGAGAUUUGUGGAUAAAAUAGCAAAAUCCAAAUACUUCCAAAAGGCCACCGAAAAUGAGUACAUCAAGAAGAAAAUAGCUGAGGUCUCCAACAUGCCCCUAAUGCUCAGUGUCGAGGUCCUGGAGCUUUCUGGAACACUCACCAUCAACAUACCUCCUCCUCCAACUGAUAGAAUCUGGUAUAGUUUCCGAGUGCCUCCCAGGUUAGACCUCCAUGUGCGCCCCAUGCUUGGAGAGAGGGAGGUCACUUUUACUCAUGUGACAGAGUGGAUCGAGAAAAAACUCCAGUGCGAGUUCCAGAAAAUAUUUGUCAUGCCCAACAUGGAUGAUUUAUAUCUGCCCCUGAUGACAUCCGGCCUGGAAAACCCUCCUGCAUCCCUCCACUCCUCUGUGAUUUCAACUUCCCACCAGUCUUCCAUGGAGUCUCAGGAAUACAUGUCAGAAUAGCGCCACCUUGUGGCUGCAGAGCACAUGUGAUGUUGAAGAAAACUAGAUGUGCAUCUUUUGUGAUGAAGCUUUGAGAGGGCAGCAGGUUGAUGGUCAUCCUAAAUGACCUCGUAAUCAGUGAAGGAAAAAUGCUUCCUGCUGAACUCAAACUGUGACCUUGGGACCACCAGAAUUGUGGGGACCAGGAUAAGCCCCCCCUUCAGGGAGUUUACUCAAUUGCAUUUUAUUAACUAACAAAUGUCUUUUUUUUAAGUAGUGCAAAGCUGAUCAACAGGAACUGCACAACACAGAAAGACGUUCAUCAUUCCAUCCAUCCAUCUCGCAUGAUAUUAUUUUAUGUUCUUUUCAAAUUAAAAAUUAUUUAAAAUUUCAAAA